Dermacentor silvarum is the source of this 3790-nucleotide messenger RNA. Its product is annotated as mucin-5AC-like. Bases 96 to 716 code for a protein of 206 amino acids. Lineage: Eukaryota; Metazoa; Arthropoda; Arachnida; Ixodida; Ixodidae. The record is from RefSeq and is a predicted model, not a curated record. The transcript is spliced from 4 exons.
CCGACGCAGUGCCAGCGGUUCGAGCAGUUCGAGCACCGCAGCUUCAGCAGUGGCGUCUGUCCAUCUGCGAUGCGGUGGUUUGCACAUUUUGCGCGAUGGUUGCGUGCUUGCUGGCCUGCCGUGAACCACGUCGGCACGUCGAGAAUUCGCAAGAACUUCGACUUCAAGUGUCCCUGAGACGUGGCUACGACGUAUGCCGCACUUCCAGGUGCCACGGACCGACGCGCCUUUGCACACCAUCACCGAGCACGCAAGGCAUAAGUGGCAUGAGCAGCAUUCCCGUCGCUCCGGUUCCCUUGCAUGGGGACUAUAUCAGGUUGCACAACCUUAAUGCUAUCCAAGAACAACUACAUGCAGUGACUCUAAAACUACCCGAGUAUCACCGACGUUCGGCAGUUUGGUGGAGGUGGGACCGUCUAAAAGUAUCCAGACCAGGCGUGUGGAACGGACCUGCUGAAGUGUUCCUCGUUUGCAACCAUACCGCAUUUUCCUAUUCUGACGUCUUCAUUAUUCUUGCCUCCCAAGAGCGAUCGCCGACCCGGACCAGGGGAGAGAAGGCCUGCCUGCUUUUCCGUGACGUCAGCACACAGAUUGCAUUGGAGCUGUCGACCAAGCAGAUUCCGGUGACACGUGGGAUACGACGACGACGGAUGCUGGCAUUUCCGUGGACCAGGAAGACGGGACAGAGAGCAGCACGAUCAAAGCCGGUCCCGUAGCAGCGAGCACCGAGAACUUGCCGACCACACGCGGACCCGACCAGCGGGCUCCCGAGAGCCCAACGCCUACGACUCUGCUAUAUGAGUCCACGACGCAGUCAGAGUAUCUCCAAACUACAACCGCUGUCCAUUCGCCAUCGUUGUCCACGGCAGUUACAACGUCACUUGCCGUUCCCAAGACCAGCAGGAUUCGAGGAGGAACGUCCGGUCCUUCAGCCACAGUAGACCUCACGACAAGUCCGGUAACGUCGCUUCCCACGCAUGCGCCCCCUGCGACAAAGGUGUCGCCACAUACUACGAACUUGCCUACCGCGGCCUUAACCUACAGCGCGAGUUCAAGUUCUUCUUGGCGUGAAAGAGACGCUACCACUACUGCCAUUCCUACUACGUCACAUCUUAUUACUAGCAGCUCGCCAAAUUUAAGCCGUCAACGACGAGCGAAAGCAGAAAACCUCAUGCGGCCACCGCAAGCCCCGCGUUCCCGGCCAGUACCUCAAGAACUACAUCAGGGACAGUAUCGGGCACACGAGUGCCUACACCGACGCGGCAACCACCCACAACUUCCGCUGGGCUUCGUCCGACCACUUGGCUUCGUCUAAGCACUUGGCCAAGCGUUUACCCAAGCGUUGACGGCAAUACGGUGGGACCGGAUGUUACGUCAGUAAAACCCUCAGGGGGCAAAGCGACCACAGCGGCGCCGUACACGAGAAGUCGCACUACUACGUGGCGCGCAUUCACGCAAAUGAGAACAGAAGCCGCCAAGCCUACAACGCUUCGGCUACCGCAAAGGACAGCGGCUACUCGUCCAACUACCCGCCUCUAUGUCGCAGUGAACAGGACAAUAGCAUACAGCACUGCGUCCCCACGACUGUUCUCAAGCGGUCCCACUACUAAAGGCCCUGCAACUAGAGCAGUAUCGAUCACCGAAACGACUGCAUCAAAUCCCCUGACAAAGCCGACUAAGCCGAGGAAGAAAGCCACGGAAAUCUACACGAAGCCCGCCAUGUGGACGCGAAAGCCAACCGGUAAGCCGGAAGCUUUCACAACUUCGCUUCCCCAUGUCCGCACUUCGACACCCUCUUACUCAAGCACGUCGACUUCUAAGCCAACGAUAUCAAGGCAAAUGACUUCAGGUAUGCCGACUUCCAACCGCCCCUAUUUAAGCCGUCUUCCGCAGCCAUCUUCUCGCACUCCAAAAUUCGCGCCGACGGACGAGAGCAACCACGUGAUGAAACCCGUCACGAAGCCGUCUGGGGCCUCGUCCACGUCCAGCCCCCGGUCGAAAAACGACGAAGGCAACGACGUCAUGCUGAAUGACAUGUCGGGAAUGCCGGUGCUUCAGGAGAAGCACUCGGCGGCCGCGCCACUUACCGGGUCAGCCUGGAGCGUCCCGGCCCUUCUCAUCGCCGCUGGUCUUGUUAGUAGCCACGGCACUGUACCGAUGCCGUCGACGAUACAGGGAAAGCGCGGAUGAUUCCGAAAUAAGGCCCCUGUCCAAGUACGCGGAUGUAGAUGCCGGCGAAACUUUCUCUUGAGCACGCCUGCUCUGGUCACGUGUGAGCUUUAGCGUGAAGUAGUAUCGGCCGUACGUGGCGUUUUGUCAAAACCUGAGUGACCGUCUCUUAGUGGACGCUUGAAGUUCAAAGCACAAUGCACGGUAGGUCGCGCACCGCGAUGUUUGCUAUUUUUGUUCGCUAUUGAGACUGAUUUGAACUUUCUCGGAUGCAACUGAGCGUCGCGACAUCCUCCGACAGAAUGUCGUACUCCCCAGCUCUUUGAAACGCUGCAUAAAGAUGUGAAUUAUUUAAAUUGAGAAUCAGACUGCCCCAUAUAGUGAGCGCUCUUAAGCUCGCCGUAGUACCGGGCACUUUGAGUGAGAAAGAGUUUCGGUGAUUCAGGCGAAAGAAAUGAAUGCUUGUUGGGCAAUCUGCCGCCAGGUAGAUAUUGCGUGCAAGUACGUUCUUCCUUUGGCAAGUAGGAGCAAGAGGAAACGUAAAGUUUUCCGACUUGGCCCAUGAUGUCUCUGCGAUCAACAAUUCCGUGGAGCGCAGCCUUAGUGCUAAACAACCAACACUGACUGUUCGGUAUAUCUCUGUUCUUCCUUAUGAAUCAUGACUUUGAUCCACUUCCGCGCUAUGUCAAGUCGUGUUGUCACUUGGACGCUUUAUAGCAUGCUGCGUGAAUCUCGGUGCUCACAAGUUUGCUUCAACGUCCCGAACCUUUGGUGGAAUGAAAACAAUCUGCCUCCUGCUUCGCGACUUCACUUACGCUCGUUGGGGUGGUCGUCGUCGUCGCCAAAUAUGGAGACAUGAGUCUUCGAGACACGUUCCUUGCUACUAGAAGGGGUAUGUUCAAUCUUCGCAAUUAAAGUACCGACGUUGUUAAAUUGUCUAUUUUUGUUUUGGGAACGACUUUCCUUUAUAGCCGCCCCACCGUUUGCCAGAACCGGUGUGUGGUGCGCUUCCUUCCUUCCAAGUGGCCUGGACGAACUUCUGCGGUAUUUCACCGUGUUUUAUAUUUUGUGCAGGCAUUGUGUUUGCUCUAGAUGUGUUGUAAUUUGUUUAACCUCCUUUUUUUCGUUCUCCAGGGCAGGGUAGCAAACCGGACACUCCCGUGCAGAUAACCUCCUUGCAUUUACCCUUAUUUAAUCUUUUUCCCGCUCGCUCAUUUUCUGAUGUGCGAGAAAUAUGCAGUCUGCAUUCAAUGAAAUAGCGAUCUCAUCCAAGUAAGAAAAUGAGAUUCGUGCAACGUGUUUCCUUGCGGUUCUUUAAGAAAAAAAACUUUACGUCGGGCAUUGGCAAGUCAGGUGCAUGACCAAGGCGGACAUGCUCUCGUCAGGUAAACGUUAAAUCUUGUUGAAUAAAAUUAAUCGAAUAAGAAAUAUGGCAGCGUAUUGACUGAUUAGUUAAGGAAAUUACGGGCUCAAAAUAUAUGUAAAAACGAAUAGUGAAUUGUGCAAAAUAUUAAGCAUUCCCAAAUAUUGGUUUCGACGAUUUCCCAACGAGAGUGUUUCUGCAUUUCGAGUGCAGUUCAAGGGGUGAAACCCGAGAGGUCCCUGCGCUAUAGCUUCUUAU